Molecule: messenger RNA, 2673 nt
Organism: Scomber japonicus (chub mackerel)
Lineage: Eukaryota; Metazoa; Chordata; Actinopteri; Scombriformes; Scombridae
Gene: cactin
Product: cactin
Exons: 10
Coding region: 23-2560 (845 amino acids)
Biological process (GO): negative regulation of innate immune response; mRNA cis splicing, via spliceosome
Cellular component (GO): cytoplasm; spliceosomal complex
Molecular function (GO): protein binding
Source: RefSeq, a predicted model, not a curated record
CCCACCUCGAUAGCAGUUCGUUAUGAGUCUGAAAUCACGACGUCGGUCCAGAAGUCGGUGCCGGGAUCAGCGGAACCGGUCCAGAAUUAGCAGGUCUCGGUCUCCGGAUGACAGUAGGGAGCGCAGCAGGUCCGCGGACACGAAACAAGCCGCCCGUGGCCGCGGACGGUCCGGCAGCAGAGACUCCAGCGGCGGCUCCGAUAGCGAGCGGAGGCCCGGACCUCAACAGGGACGAUCCUACAGUUCUGAUUCAGAUGAUCCUAAAGUGAGGGGGAAAGGAAAGGAAACGGAGAAACGGAGAGGAGCAUCUCGAGAGAGGAGAAAGGGAAGAUCCCCGUCAUCCUCAGACUCCCGUGAUGGAAGCAGUGACAGAGAGAGGAGGAGACGGAGAAGUCCUGCCCGAGGGAGUCCGACCAGAGACAGAGACGCACAGAGGAGGGAGCGGAACAGAGAUAGAGAGAGGAGGAGGAGCAGCAGCAGAGACCGGGAGAGAAAAGGCGAGAGAGAUAAAAGCAGAGAGCGAAGGAAGAGGACCGAAGAUGGGGAGCGAGGGAGGAGAGAGAGAAGCAGAGAAAGGACCGACAGAGACCGAAGGAGGCAACGCUCCAGUUCACCAGACUCUUCUGAGAGCUCGGGGUCUGAUCGGGAGGUUCAUGAUGGCAAAGAGAAGGAGGCUCAGAAAAAACAGAGGGAUAUGCUGAAAGCUCUGGAGACACCAGAAGAGAAGAGGGCCAGGAGAUUGGCAAAGAAAGAAGCAAAGGAGAAGAAAAGGAGAGAGAAGAUGGGCUGGAGUGAGGAGUACAUGGGAUACACCAAUGCAGACAACCCCUUUGGUGACAACAACUUGUUGGGCACAUUCAAAUGGCAGAAGGCACUGGAUAGAAAAGGCAUUGGCCAUCUUGGAGAAAAAGAGCUUAAAGAAAGGAACAAACGUAUUCAGGAGGAGAACCGCAGAGAGCUGCAGAAGGUGAAACAGCUGCGUCUGGAGCGCGAGCGAGAGAAGGCCAUGAGAGAGACAGAGCUGGAGAUGCUGCAGAGAGAAAAAGAAGCUGAGCAUUUCAAGACCUGGGCUGAACAGGAAGACAACUUCCACCUUCACCAGGCCAAACUACGGUCUAAGAUUAGGAUCCGCGAUGGUCGUGCCAAGCCCAUUGACCUUUUGGCGAAGUACAUCAGUGCAGAGGAUGAUGAUCUUGCUGUUGAGAUGCAUGAACCUUACACCUUCCUCAACGGCCUAACGGUCACUGACAUGGAUGACCUGUUAGAGGACAUAAAGGUGUAUAUGGAGUUGGAGCAAGGCAAGAACGUGGACUUCUGGAGAGACAUGACCACCAUCACUGAGGACGAGAUCAGCAAACUGAGAAAACUGGAGGCCUCUGGGAAAGGACCAGGUGAUCGUCGUGAGGGCAUCAACACUGCAGUGAGCAUUGAUGUCCAGACAGUGUUCAAAGGAAAAACAUACAGCCAGCUGCAGGCGCUGCACCUGAACAUUGAGGGGAAGAUUCGGGCAGGAGGAUCUAAUCUUGACAUCGGUUACUGGGAGAGUCUGCUGCAGCAAGUCAGAGUCUACAUGGCAAGAGCCAGGUUGAGAGAACGACACCAAGAUGUGUUGCGUCAGAAGCUGUUCAAACUGAAACAGGAACAAGGAGUAGAGAGUGAACCUUUGUUUCCCAUCAUCAAAGAGGAACCGAGAAGUGAUGAAGACACCAGGGAAAGGGCAGAAGAAGACCCAGGUCAGUCAUCUUCCUCCUCCACAAAAAACAAAAGAAGCGAAGAAGAGGAGGACGACGAGGAGGCAGGACCGUCCACGUCUACAGCAGGAAACGCGAACGAAGACGAGGAUGGAGAAGACAAGGGUGACAAGAAGGAGGACGAGGACAAGGGUGAGGUGGUGGAGGCCGUGUUGACUGAGGAGGAUCUGAUCCAGCAGAGCCAGGCGGAGUACGACUCGGGCCGCUACAGCCCCACACUGCUCACGUCCUCAGAGCUGCCGCUGGACACACACACAAUCGCCCCGGAAGAGGACACACAUAGGCUGCAGCUGGCCCGCAGACAGCUACAGGUCACAGGCGAUGCCAACGAGAGCGCAGAGGACGCAUUCGUACGUCGUGCCAAAGAGGGCAUGGGCAAUGAUGAGGCCCAGUUCAGCGUGGAGAUUCCCGUCACAGGGAAGAUGUACCUGUGGGCAGACAAAUACCGCCCCAGGAAACCCCGCUUCUUCAACAGGGUCCACACAGGCUUCGAGUGGAACAAAUACAACCAGACCCAUUAUGACUUCGACAACCCUCCACCCAAAAUCGUCCAGGGUUACAAGUUCAACAUCUUCUACCCAGAUCUGAUCGACAAGCGCUCCACCCCGCAGUACUUCCUGGAACCCAGUCCUGACAACAAGGACUUUGGGAUUUUAAGGUUCCACGCUGGCCCUCCGUACGAAGACAUUGCCUUCAAGAUCGUAAACAGAGAGUGGGAGUACUCGCACCGACACGGCUUCCGCUGCCAGUUCGCCAACGGGAUCUUCCAGCUGUGGUUCCACUUCAAGAGGUACCGCUACAGGAGAUAAGAGGCCCCAUACCGACCAAGAUGGACCAGGACACCAGUCAUUGUGUUUUAUUAUCGAGGCUGUAUAGUCAAUGUCCUUUGUUGUAUUGUUGUAAAUGCUUUUCCACUUAAAAU